This is a messenger RNA of Vigna radiata var. radiata (mung bean), 3535 nucleotides long. Its product is annotated as TBC1 domain family member 2B. The transcript has 14 exons. Lineage: Eukaryota; Viridiplantae; Streptophyta; Magnoliopsida; Fabales; Fabaceae. Bases 162 to 2153 code for a protein of 663 amino acids. The record is from RefSeq and is a predicted model, not a curated record.
AAUACAAAUGUUGCAAAAGAACUGCGAAAGAAGUUGAUUUAAAAGAAUACAGAUGGUGAGCAAGAGUGAAGGAAGAUUCAGUUAGCCUUUCGUCUUCCUCCGAAACAAACUCACCAAACCCUAAUCUUUCUCUCUUUGUAUUCGCGCCAACGCAACCGAAAAUGGCGCACUUCAGUUUCAAUCUCCUCCACAAUUUCGAACACACCAGGGAUUCUUAUGGAUUUGCAUUAAGGCCUCAAUACGCACAACGAUACAGGGAGUAUUUUCCCAUAUACAAGGAAGAGGAAGAUGAGAGAUCAGAUAAAUGGAACGACUUUCUUGAACAUGCAGCUGAAUCAACUCUACCAACUUCUAAUGAACAUAAAGAAACAUUGAAGGCUGAACCUAUAACUGAUGAGGUAAACGAAGAGAGAAUUCCACAUAGGCCAAAUAAUGGGGAUGAUUCAAGUAGAAGGAAGUUUUGUGAGUUAGAAGAAGAGACUAAUGCUAUCAAGGUUAGCAUAGGAGGUGACUCAAGUGACAGAAAGACUUCUGAAGGCACUGAGAUAAAAGAGGGUACUAAUCCAGGGAGGGUUAGUGAAGGCGGUAUUUCACGAGACAGGUAUUUUAUUUCUCACAGUGCAAUCGGAAAUAUCUCUAGAAAGGAACUUCAUCAUUGUGAAGAAAGAAAGACUCGCAAGGUUGUUCAACACUGGGCUGAGAUUAGGCCAUCUCUUAUUGCCAUUGAAGAAAUAUUCAGUUCUCGUGUCAAGGGAAAGAAAAUGGAAGGUGCAGAAAUAAAUAGAAAUAGUAAUCAUCCUCCAUCUAUAGAAGAAUCUAAACCUGUAGAUGAUGGUAUCAAUGGCUCAAAGGAAGAAAAUUCUUUAGUAGAUCAGAACUUACCUGAACUUUUCUCUCGAUGGAAAGAACUGGAGUCCCUUGUUCAAGGAGGAGUCCCGAAGGAUCUUAGAGGAGAGGUCUGGCAAGCCUUUGUAGGUGUGAAGAAGCGACGGGUGGAAGGCUAUUAUGAGGAUCUGUUAGCUCGUAAUGAAAGUGAGGAGCAAGAUGUCUCAUCUGCUGCAUUUGGGAAAUGGAAAAAGCAGAUUGAGAAGGACUUACCACGAACUUUCCCAGGUCACCCUGCUUUGGAUGAAAAUGGCAGAAAUUCCCUGAGGCGUUUACUGCUAGCAUAUGCUCGACAUAACCCUAAAGUUGGGUACUGUCAGGCAAUGAAUUUCUUUGCUGGUUUAUUGCUACUUCUUAUGCCAGAAGAAAAUGCCUUUUGGGCAUUUGUUGGCAUUAUUGAUGAAUAUUUUGCAGGCUAUUAUACUGAGGAUAUGAUAGAAUCUCAAGUGGAUCAGCUGAUUUUUGAGGAAUUGAUGCGUGAAAGAUUUCCCAAACUGGUUAAUCAUCUGGAUUACUUGGGAGUGCAGGUGCCAUGGAUAUCUGGAUCUUGGUUUCUAUCAAUCUUUGUAAAUGUAAUACCUUGGGAAAGUGUUCUUCGUGUUUGGGAUGUGCUACUAUUUGAAGGGAACCGUGUUAUGCUAUUUCGAACAGCACUGGCUCUAAUGGAAUUAUAUGGUCCGGCAUUAGUUACCACAAAAGAUGCUGGUGAUGCAAUUACGUUGCUGCAAUCACUUGUUGGUUCAACAUUUGAUAGCAGUCAACUUGUCUUUACGGCUUGUAUGGGUUAUCCAUUAGUGACUGAGGCCAGACUGAAGGAACUAAGAGAUAAACAUCUGCCAUCUGUAUUAGUCGUCAUUGAAGAAAGAUCUAUGAAGGGAAGGGCUCUUAAGGAUUCCAAAGGGAUUGCAACUAAACUGUAUAGUUUCAAACAUGAUCGAGGGUCUCUGGUAGAAGAAAGUAAAACCACUGAAGAAAGUGUUGCAGUAGCUGAUGCGAGUGUGCAAUUGGCAUCUCGUUCCUCUAAUUUAAAUGAAAUGCUCAAUAGCCUCAAUGUGGAUUCAGAACUGGAGGCCCUUCCAGAUCCCCAGGAUCAGGUGGUUUGGUUGAAGGUUGAAUUAUGCAGUUUGCUGGAGGAGAAAAGAUCUGCCAUACUCAGAGCUGAGGAGUUAGAAACAGCUUUAAUGGAGAUGGUGAAGGAAGACAACCGUCUGGAGUUGAAUGCAAGGGUCAAGAAAUCGAGGAGAAUGGUUGGACAUUCUAGAGAAUAGAAUGGUCAAUCUUUGAUGUCUACAACCUCCAUUCCCAAUACAAAAAAUUCAGUCAUUAGCUGUCUUGUAGGACAUCCUUCACUUCAUGUUAUAAGGCUUUUUGUUUCCUUCCUCGUUCAAAAGCUUAAAUUUUCAAAGUCUUCGUUGGGGAUAGUGAUAGCCUCAUCCUCAACCAAGGAUUAUCCGAAGCAUGAAGAUGAGACCAUGAAGGUGAGUGUAUGGAAGUAAUGGAGUUGUAUGGUGGGGAUGCUUUCGGUUUGGAUGUUAGAAGGGUGAGAUUGGUGAUGUUUGGUUGCUCUAAAGAGAGGUUGGGCCAACUCUUAAGGAGCGAUGGCUAGAGGAAACCUAGAUGGGGUGCCAUGGUGACCUAAGUUGAGUAGUAUGGCACAAAUUUGGCAGCAUAACAGAUGAGUACAUGGAAAAGACGCCUCUAUUUAUAAGCUUAGGUAACCCUAAAGGUGUCUCCAAAUUGUAGAAACAAAACCCUAAUACUCUAACUUGGAGACCAAGGUAAAAUUCUCUUCAUUAGGUUGAUGACAGGUGGCCACUACUAAGGAGAAAUCAUCUUCAUUAAGAGCAUGACACAUGGUCAUUACUAAGGAGAAAUCCUCUCCAUUAAGAGCAUGCCACAUGGCAAGAGCGUGUGUCUCACAAAAGAGAACAACUUUGAGACCACUCUAGCCAAGGGCCUACAAACUUCUAGAAGGUUUGCUCUCUAAGCUAGGUUUUUACCUUAGAUCCAUGUAUCUCCUUAGGGCCUAAAACCCUACACUACAACUCGAGGCCAAAUACAAGGCCCAAUAGAAACCCUAGACUACUUGGCCCAUUAUACAAGGCCUAAAAUGGGCCUAAUCUACUAAGAACUCACUGAUGGUCCAUGAUGAUAAGAGCUUGGACACACCUUCUGCAGAUAACUCCAAUUCUUCUUGAGUAUGCUUGCCCAUGACUACGUGCUUUGCCAUCGUAUAGGGAAUUUAUUUGCAACGAUCACCUUGUUGAGAGCCCUAUAAUCCACACAAAAUCGCCAUCUCCCAUCUUUUUUCAUCACCAAGAUUCUUAGUUGGAUGGGGGACUAACUUUAAAUGGAUUUUUUAUUAUUGUUUGUUGAAAUCUGCGUACAACAGCAAUCUUGAAGGUAUCCCAAGUAGAAUUGGGGUUACAAGUCUCCCACCAUUGAAACCAAUUCAAAGCUUUACCUUCUAAAGCAAUCAAAGACUACUUGCAUAGUCUCUUCCUCAAUCACAUCCUUUAAUCUGAAAUACCUCUCCAAUCGAUUCAUCCAUCCAUAAGCCUCCUUGCCUGCAAAAACAGUGUUGUAAUUUGGGAUAAUAUCUUUAGAAUCUUCCUAAUUAGAGGAAAUAGAUACAUAAUAUUUUAUUUUU